AUGGGUACAGUGGAGGAACAGACUUCGCUGUUGGAAGAUGGACUCCCUCAGCAGGUUCAUGGCACUCAUCUUGUGUCUUUCUUAUUUGAUGCUGCAUUGAAUGAGGAAUGGUCAAGUUUCAAGAAUUUCAUGGUAGAGAACGGAAGGAAUGGACUCUACACAGGAAAUGGCUCCGUCGACAUUAAUGGGAAACCUGCUCUUAAGCAGAAAACUGGAAAUUGGAAAGCAUGCUCUUUCAUAUUGGGAAAUGAAUGCUGUGAACGUUUGGCCUACUGUGGAAUCGCUGCUAAUCUCAUCACUUAUCUUACCAGACAGCUUCAUGAAGGAAAUGCGUCAGCUGCAAGAAAUGUUAACAUUUGGGCAGGAACUUGCUACUUCACGCCCCUCAUUGGAGCCACUUUGGCAGAUGCUUAUUGGGGAAGAUAUUGGACAAUUGCCACUUUCUCCACAAUUUACUUCAUUGGAAUGUGUAUGUUGACUCUCUCAGUAUCUAUUCCUGCAUUAAAGCCAGCUGAAUGCGUAGGUUCUCAAUGCCCUCCAGCAACUCUGGCACAGCAUGCAGUAUUCUUUUUUGGUCUCUAUCUGAUUGCACUUGGGAUGGGUGGCAUCAAGCCAUGUGUUUCAUCCUUUGGGGCAGAUCAGUUUGAUGACACUGAUCCUAAGGAACGGAUUUCAGAGUUCUGGGGGAGCCCUUUUACAAGAAUGUGCCAAGUUGUGGUUGCGUCAUUCCAUAAGUGGAAUCUGGAGGUCCCCCAAGACAGUAGUCUCCUAUAUGAAACACAAGAAAAACACUCCACCAUUGAAGGAAGCCGGAAACUGGUGCACAGCAAUGACUUUAAGUUCCUUGAUAAAGCUGCUGUACUGUCAGAAGCUGAGAUAAAAAGUGGGGAUUUUGCUGAUCCAUGGAGGCUUUGUACUGUGACUCAGGUAGAGGAAUUGAAGAUUUUGAUCCGCAUGUUUCCAAUCUGGGCUACAGGCAUAGUCUUUUCUGCUGUCUAUGCCCAAAUGGACACAAUGUUUGUGGAACAAGGGAUGCUGAUGGACAAGCAAAUUGGUUCUUUCACCAUCCCUCCUGCUUCUAUGUCAACAAUUGUUGUUAUUAGUGUCAUUUGCUUGGUUCCAAUCUAUGAUAGGAUCAUUAUUCCAAUUGCAAGGAAGUUCACUGGGAAAGAGAGGGGCUUUUCAGAGUUGCAGCGCAUGGGAAUCGGCUUGUUCAUUUUGAUGCUAUCAAUGACAGCUGCUGCUUUGGUAGAGAUUAAGCGCUUGGAGCUGGUAAAAGAGCUUGGGUUGGUUGGUGAUGCUGUUGCAGUGCCGCUUAGUAUCUUUUGGCUAAUUCCCCAGUAUAUGUUGAUAGGAACAGCAGGGACUUUUACACUCAUUGGUCAGCUUGAAUUUUUCUAUGAACAGUCUCCAGAUGCCAUGCGGAGUCUAUGCAGUGCAUUGUCACUUCUGACUACAUCUUUGGGUAAUUACCUGAGCUCUUUUAUUCUGACUAUGGUUACUUACUUCACAAGCACGGGUGGGAAGACAGGAUGGAUACCAGAUAACUUGAAUAAAGGACACCUUGAUUAUUUAUUCUGGCUUUUUGUUGGGCUCAGUUUCCUCAACAUGCUGAUCUACAUUGUCUGUGCCAAAAGAUAUAAAGAGAAGAAGGCCUCUUUAAGGUUUUAG
Dovyalis caffra is the source of this 1671-nucleotide messenger RNA. NCBI's taxonomy places the organism in Eukaryota, Viridiplantae, Streptophyta, Magnoliopsida, Malpighiales, Salicaceae. The record is from the annotation of a GenBank genome assembly.